GGAUAUUACGAUCCGUUCCGGUCCAGUCUUGGUCCUAAAGACCGGUAUAGUGUUAUGACAGGGGAGAGACUUUGCGAUGGUCACGCCAAUUUAGGGACAGGUCAUAAAAAUUAUAAGGUUCAGACCGGUCCGGACCAUG
Messenger RNA from Racocetra persica, 139 nucleotides. The record is from the annotation of a GenBank genome assembly. Lineage: Eukaryota; Fungi; Glomeromycota; Glomeromycetes; Diversisporales; Gigasporaceae.